AUGGCAGUCAACAUCCCAGGACUAGUGGCUGUGUUGGUGUUCUACGUCAUCAUUCUCCUCGUCGGCAUCGUUGCUGGAAGAAAGAAACGGAGCACAAAUGACUUCAUUUUGGCAGGACGUAGUAUGAAUUCGGUGGUGUCUGUGUUCUCCAUAACAGUUGCAUUCGUGUACGCACCGAAGUUACACAGGUUGGGUUGUGUUACAAUGCUAGACCCCUUGCAAAAGAAGUACGGCAAGUUUGUGGGAGGACUGUUGUUCUUCCCUGAGCUGAUGGGGGACCUGUUUUGGGCAGCCGCCAUACUUGCAGCGUUGGGUUCAACGAUGGCGAUCUUGCUGGACGUGCAGUCCUGGAUCAUGAUUCUAGUGUCGGGUAUGGUUGCGGCGGUGUAUACGUGUGUCGGGGGUCUCCAAUCCGUGGCAUACACGGACAUCUUGCAGCUCGUCUUCAUCGUCAUUGGUCUAGUUGUGAGCUUCCCUUUUGCGAUGCAGCACCCGGCUGUAGAUUUCAGUAGCAUCAGCUCCACGUGGACAGGUCAAGUUCCCGUCAACAUGAUAGGAUCCUACAUCGACGUGUGUCUGUUGCUUGUGUUUGGAGCCAUACCGUGGCAGCUCACACCGACUUACGGUGAACACGUAGCAUGGGUGCCCCCUCUCACACCGACUAACAGUCAACACGUACCAUGGGUGCCCCCUCUCACACCGACGAACGGUGAACACGUAGCAUGGGUGCCCCCUCUCACACCGACGAACGGUCAACACGUAGCAUGGGUGCCCCCUCUCACACCGACGAACGGUGAACACGUAGCAUGGGUGCCCCCUCUCAAACCGACGAACGAUUGGAACCAGACAUCGUAUGAAGGGGCGAUUCCUCUCUCUCCUGAGAUGCAAAGUUCCAUCCUGCCUCUCGUCCUGAAUUACCUGUGUCCACUUCCGGUUUCCAUGGUCGGUCUCGGGGCAAUUUCUGCUGCAGUCAUGUCGUCUGCUGACUCCGUGAACCUGGCCGCGUCGUCCGUAGCGGCAAAGAAUAUUUAUAAUGAUAUAUUUCGACCAAAAGCCAGCGAUCGAGAGGUUUUGUGGGUCAUGAGAAUCAGCAGUCUUAUCUUUGCUGGUGGUGCUUGUGCUUUAGCUAUUGUCAGCAAAAGCGUCUUCGGUCUUUUCGUCGCGUGUGGUGACCUGAUAUAUGUAAUUCAGUUCCCCCAGUUCACAUGCGCUCUAUGGGCGAGUUGGGCAAACGGCUAUGGAUCAGUAGUUGGUUUCAUCGUGGCUUUGAUAUUGAGGAUAGGAGCAGGGGAGCCGUUACUGAACUUUCAACCUUUCAUUCGUUUCCCACUUUAUGACGAAGUGUACGGGCAGCUAUUUCCCUUCAGAACACUCAUCGCCAUCAUCAGCUUUGUUACAAUAUUGAGCAUAUCCGCUGCCACCAAUUUACUGUUUAAGAAUCGGAUUCUGCCGGCCAGUCUUGACGUCUUGAACCCUUCAGGACGACAUACCAAAGUGGACACUAAUACCCCGACAAGCACAGAAAAGAAUGGAAUGAAGUCUCCCAGCUCAGAGGAAAUUGCCUUAUAA
Molecule: messenger RNA, 1569 nt
Organism: Haliotis rubra (blacklip abalone)
Lineage: Eukaryota; Metazoa; Mollusca; Gastropoda; Lepetellida; Haliotidae
Product: high affinity choline transporter 1-like
Exons: 7
Coding region: 1-1569 (522 amino acids)
Biological process (GO): choline transport; transmembrane transport; acetylcholine biosynthetic process
Cellular component (GO): plasma membrane
Molecular function (GO): choline:sodium symporter activity
Source: RefSeq, a predicted model, not a curated record